GUGUAACCUCCUUUACACACCACAGUCAGUACAGUCGACAAUGGAGCUGGAUAGCUUGUUGAGUUUUAACGGUGUGACUUUGGCCAUUUUUGUUGUUUUGUUGGUUUUGCUGAUCAGAUGGUUCAACCAGUGGCCGGCCAAUAUUCCACCCAGCCCGCCAGGGUAUCCUAUCGUGGGACAUAUACCUCUGAUGCUGAAGGGUAAACCCCAGGACAUAUACCGAGGACUUCGCCCAAAGUACGGGGACGUGUUCAGUCUAAAACUAGGCAGACGACUCUCUGUUAUUAUCAAUGGGUCUGAAGCACUACGGGAAGCUUUUAUAAAACAGGCUGAGGAUUUCUCGGAUCGCCCCGAUAUCUUUCUAAUGUCCGUACUUUUGAAGAAAAAAGGGAUAGCCGCAUCUUCUGGAGAACACUGGAAACGAACAAGGACGCUCGCACUCUCAACUCUGCGCGGUUUUGGAUUCGGGAAGAAGUCUUUAGAAGGUCGUGUCCUGGAAGAGGCGGAGGCAUUUCUCAGUGUGAUCGAAAAGCAGAACGGCACCCCCUACAGUGCUACCAGUAUUAUUCAGGUGAUGAUAUCAAACAUCAUUUGUAGUAUUGUGUUCGGCGAGAGGUUCGAUUACGACGACAAUAAGUUUAAGAAACUUCUAGAUAUGCUGGAAGAACUAGGUAGGUUGAACCCCAUUGCAGGAGUAAUGAACGUCAUUCCGUGGAUACGGUAUCUACCAGGGGAUAUCAUUGGCAUGAAAAAGUUUGCCAGACUUUUCCAAACUAUUUUUGACUUUAUUCAAGAGGAGAUUGCUGAACACAAAAGAACGUACGAUGAGGAUAACUUACGAGACUUUAUUGAUGCCUUCCUUAGACAGAAAUCCAAACAUGACUUGGACGAUCCUGUUUUUGAUGACUUUAAUAUCGAAGCAUCCGUUUUGAAUCUAUUUGUCGCCGGGACAGGAACAACAGCCUCUACAACGCAAUGGGCCAUAUUGUUUCUCCUUCAUCAUAGAGAUAUCCAGAACAAGUUAAGGGAUGAAAUCAGUACAGUUGUGGGCUCGGGUAGAUAUCCUUCCCUAAACGACAAACCAAACAUGCCUUUUUACGAAGCCUUCAUCACAGAGGUCAUUCGUAAGGGCAAUAUUGCACCUUUAUCAGUUCCUCAUGGAGCUACAAACGACAUCCAAUUCCGGGGAAUGACAAUUCCAAAGGGGUCACUCAUCACAGCUAAUCUGGAUUCUGUGUUAAACGACCCGGACACGUUCACUGACCCGGAUAAGUUCGAUCCGUACAGAUUUCUUGGAGAGGAUGGCCAACUCACGGGAAAGGAGAAAUCGGUAAUGGCAUUUUCUUUGGGAAGACGAGUUUGUCUCGGUGAAUCUCUGGCAAGACUUGAACUGUUUCUGAUUCUGACGUCCCUAGUUCAGAGAUUUGACCUUGUACCUGAAGACCCAGACUGUUUACCGACCUUAUUGCCCGUUCCCGGGGCAACACUACCACAACCGUAUAAAUUCCGGGCUUUAAAACGGACAUAAAAUGUGUACAGUAACAGUGGACUAUGAACAUAUGGAUGUAUAUAUUUCCACGUGUCUCAUAGAAACCAAAUCUGUUUGGUUGACAGGAUCAUUCUCCAGGUAAUAGUUUAAAUGUGUGUUUUAGAAGUAUUUUAGACGUGGUUAUAAAAUGUUACAGCUGUAUCUUUUGCAUGUUGUGUAUAACGUAGUAGAACUGUUAUUGAUAAUAAAAAAAUCAGUCAAAA
This is a messenger RNA of Pecten maximus, 1752 nucleotides long. RefSeq names its product cytochrome P450 2J6-like. The coding region runs from base 41 to 1528 and encodes 495 amino acids. Gene Ontology annotation, molecular function: iron ion binding; oxidoreductase activity, acting on paired donors, with incorporation or reduction of molecular oxygen, reduced flavin or flavoprotein as one donor, and incorporation of one atom of oxygen; heme binding. Gene Ontology annotation, cellular component: intracellular membrane-bounded organelle; cytoplasm. Gene Ontology annotation, biological process: xenobiotic metabolic process. The record is from RefSeq and is a predicted model, not a curated record. Lineage: Eukaryota; Metazoa; Mollusca; Bivalvia; Pectinida; Pectinidae. The transcript has a single exon.